Molecule: messenger RNA, 1005 nt
Organism: Heterostelium album PN500
Lineage: Eukaryota; Evosea; Eumycetozoa; Acytosteliales; Acytosteliaceae
Exons: 2
Coding region: 1-1005 (334 amino acids)
Cellular component (GO): mitochondrion
Molecular function (GO): nucleic acid binding
Source: RefSeq, a predicted model, not a curated record
AUGUCAAUGAUUAAUAAUUUAAUAAAACAACAAUCAAGAUCUAUUUAUUUAUAUAAAAAUAGUUAUAUUAAAUUAUAUUUUUCAAGUAAAUCUAAAUUAACUACAUUAUCAGCUACAAGAAAUAAAGUUGUUAAAGAUCAUCAUUUAGCAGAUAAUAAUACAAGAGUAAAAAGUAAAGAUGAAGAUAAUAAUAAUCAUUUAAAAGUUGUACAUGAUUCAUUCAUUUCAUUGGCAGACCUAUCACCUGUUUCAAAGGUUUCAUCUACGACAACAUCUAAAGCGAAAAAGAUUAGUUUAAAAGAUGAUAGCAAAGCAGUUGAUAAACCAGCAGAAAUCAAAUCAAACAGUAAACCAAAAACUAAUGAAAAGAAUAACAAUCCUAAAUGGAUGUCAAAGAAAUGGUUUACAACUACUGAUAUUGAUAUUGACAAUGAUAUUAAUAGUUUAAAUCUAAAUGAUAAUAAUGAACAAAAAGAAGUAGAAGAAGAAAUAAUAGCAGAAGAAGAAGAAGUACAAUUGGAACUACUAGUAGAGAAAUUAGAAGAAGUAGAAAAGAUAAAUAAUGUAAAGAAAGGAACAGAUUUUGAAUUGUUAAGUAUUAAUGCUCUAUCGAAAUAUGGUUUCGAUUUGAAGAGAGUUGGUGGUGCUGGUGAUAAAGGAAUAGACUUUACUGGUGUUUGGAGACUGCCAGAAAGUAGUAGUAGUAGUAAUGGCGGUGGUCAUAGUAAAAGUAGUAAUCAAGAAUUUAAUAUAGUUGGACAAUGUAAACAUUAUAAAACAAGAAUAGGUCCUGUUGUAUUAAGAGAGUUUGAAUCAACAUUACAAAGAUUCAUUGAUAACAAUAAUAAUAAUAAUAAUAAUAAUAAUUGCAAUCAAUCACAACAACAACAAUUUAACUGUAUAGGAAUCCUAACAAGUUAUACAAGAUUCUCUGAUAUCUUACAAUCAGAAAUCGAUUCAAUUAACAAUCCAUUGAUUCUCUCUCAGAUAACAGAAAAAGUUUAA